AUGGCAUCUAACGAAGUUUUAGUUUUAAGAGGUACUUUAGAAGGUCACAACGGUUGGGUUACUUCCUUAGCCACUUCUGCUGGUCAACCAAACUUAUUAGUUUCCGCUUCCAGAGAUAAGACUUUAAUCUCCUGGAAGUUAACUGGUGAUGACCAAAAGGUCGGUGUCCCAGUCAGAUCUUUCAAGGGUCACUCUCACAUCGUCCAAGAUGUCACUUUAACCCCAGAUGGUGCUUACGCUUUAUCUGCUUCUUGGGAUAAGACUUUAAGAUUGUGGGAAGUCGCCACUGGUGAAACUUUCCAAAGAUUCGUUGGUCACAAGUCUGAUGUUAUGUCUGUCGCCAUUGACAGAAAGGCUUCUAUGAUCAUCUCUGGUUCCCGUGACAAGUCCAUCAAGGUCUGGACUAUCAAGGGUCAAUGUUUAGCCACUUUAUUAGGUCACAACGACUGGGUUUCCCAAGUCAGAGUUGCUCCAAAUGACAAGGACGAUGACGAAACCGUCACUGUUAUCUCUGCUGGUAACGACAAGAUGGUUAAGGCCUGGAACUUAAACCAAUUCCAAAUCGAAGCUGAUUUCGUUGGUCACAACGGUAACGUUAACACCAUCACUGCUUCCCCAGAUGGUUCUUUAAUUGCUUCCGCUGGUAAGGACGGUGAAAUCAUGUUAUGGAACUUAGCUGACAAGGUCCCAAUGUACACCUUAAACGCCCAAGACGAAGUUUUCGCUUUAGCUUUCUCUCCAAACAGAUACUGGUUAGCUGCUGCCACUGCUUCUGGUAUCAAGGUCUUCUCCUUAGACCCACAAGCCUUAAUUGAUGACUUAAGACCAGAAUUUGCUGGUUACAACAAGGCUGCUGAACCACACGCUGUUUCCUUAACCUGGUCUGCUGAUGGUCAAACUUUAUUCGCCGGUUACACCGAUAACGUUAUUAGAGUUUGGCAAGUCAUGACCGCCAACUAA
This is a messenger RNA of Kazachstania africana CBS 2517, 960 nucleotides long. It is a transcript of the gene ASC1, whose product is annotated as 40S ribosomal protein RACK1. NCBI's taxonomy places the organism in Eukaryota, Fungi, Ascomycota, Saccharomycetes, Saccharomycetales, Saccharomycetaceae. Gene Ontology annotation, biological process: rescue of stalled cytosolic ribosome; positive regulation of protein phosphorylation. Gene Ontology annotation, molecular function: translation regulator activity; protein kinase C binding; ribosome binding. Gene Ontology annotation, cellular component: nucleus; cytosol. The coding region runs from base 1 to 960 and encodes 319 amino acids. The transcript is spliced from 2 exons. The record is from RefSeq and is a predicted model, not a curated record.